Solanum dulcamara is the source of this 519-nucleotide messenger RNA. RefSeq lists its product as uncharacterized. Lineage: Eukaryota; Viridiplantae; Streptophyta; Magnoliopsida; Solanales; Solanaceae. The record is from RefSeq and is a predicted model, not a curated record. The transcript is spliced from 2 exons. The coding region runs from base 73 to 420 and encodes 115 amino acids.
CGGGUCAUCUUUAAAUACAAAGCUUAAUCUCCUAUUCCUAACUCUCUGUUACCCAAAAAUAACUAAAUAAACAUGAAGUUCCUUCUGGAACUAAUAGCCUGCUGUGGCUGUUCUUCAGGUUUGCCCCCACCUGAAGACAUCGGGCCUCUCGUUCCUGGCCCGGCCCUGCCGGCUAACCGGAAGAACAGAAGGCGAAGGAGAGGUAGAGGUGGACCAAUGAGUUCUGUUGGUUCAGUCCCUAGUAAUUGGAGGCCGUCACUUUCGGCCAUAUCGGAAGACAACGCUCUACCACCUAGGAAUGUGAAGAGAAAAGUCAUAACUACUUCCUCACCCGCCACUAAACCCCGUCGUAGUUGCGAGGACACCAGGAGAAUUCCAGUUUCAGCUUUGGCGCCAGCUUUCUCCCCAACUUCUUUUUAAUUUUAAUUUUAGACUACUCAACAAUCUUUUAUUUUCCUCUGUAACCUUUUGGGGGGGGGGGGGGGGAUCAUGUAUGCAUAUCCUGUAAAUGUUCUAUCU